Messenger RNA from Styela clava, 1271 nucleotides. RefSeq lists its product as uncharacterized. The record is from RefSeq and is a predicted model, not a curated record. Lineage: Eukaryota; Metazoa; Chordata; Ascidiacea; Stolidobranchia; Styelidae.
UUAUUUUGAGUACUUAAACACUUAUUUUUAUUCUUUAGAUUAUCCCCUUUUUUGAAUUGGACAUUCCCAUGGAUGGAUUGAAACAUAACACAUUGUAUGUCUAGCUAUGUCUUCAUUCGAGCUCGCAUGAGCACAAGAUUCGUGAUGUUUGAAUUUGAAGACGUAAAAUACGUAUUAUAAACAGUUUCGUCUCUUUGUGUGCACUGUCUAAGCCAUUUAUCACGUUCAAGCUCGUAGAAGCUGUUAAAAAACUAGAUAUUUGAUUCUAUUGUCUGUAAGAAUAUAAAUUUUUUUCUGCCGCGGCCGUGUAUAAAUUGAGAAUUGAAACGCACUCUAACUAUUUUGUUUAUACUCUGCCUUGAAUAAUUUCAACUUUUGUACAUCAAUAUGUACAUACAUGUACAUGAAAAUGCUUGAAUAAUACCGCAAACUAUUCACAGUACAGAAAUAUAUCAUAUCUUAAUCUAUGCGUAUAUAUCCAUUUGAGUUUUGAACAACGGGCAAAGAUGAAUACGAAGCAGCGUGUUAUUCUUCUUCUGUCCUUGACAAUAUUUGCUGAGAAAACGAUUGCAGAACAAUACAAAUGUCCAUUUUCUGCUUUGAACCAAACUAUUGACUGGAAAAGGUUCAGCAAAUUAAAGACAACAUGGUACGACGUGCUUACUAUUCCUAUGCUACUCGAACCUAUGGAUUGUUGGGAUUGGUCAGAUUUUGUCCCGCUGGAAGGAGGAGAAUUCACAACAAAAAUACAUCAAAAUCUAGAAAGCGGAAAUGGUGGGGAAUAUAUAAUCGAUUUUCAUAUGAAACCAAAUGCUGACGGAUCUUAUACCUUGGUGGAAAAAGAAGGUUCGAGAUCGAAAAUAGCAAACACAACCAGAUCUGCACUUUCUCACAUUCAAGAUAAAGAAAGUAUUGAGGACAUGGUAGCAGUAACUGAAGGUUUUGUUCUCUUGAAAUGGUAUUUCAUGACAGACUAUGAGAAUUACCUCAUUGUUGGAGCUUGUGGUCCAGGAUUUCAUUACCAAUCUUUUGCAAAGUUCAGAAAACAAAGACCAAAUUUUGUUGAUGUGGUUAAUACUUGGAACAGAUUUUCUGCUCUGGGGGAAUCCCCAAAUGUGGCACUCAGAAGAAAAUGUAUCAAAAGAAAACACAACUAGAAUAAAUAAGCUUACGGGUCUGACAAAAACAACUUGAUAAAGACAGCAUCGAAAUAUGUUUUUUUGGGGCUCCCGAAGUAUGCGAACCAAGAUGGCGGACAUCGGAAUGUAAUA